This is a messenger RNA of Bubalus bubalis (water buffalo), 2082 nucleotides long. RefSeq names its product vanin 1 (gene VNN1). The transcript has 10 exons. Gene Ontology annotation, molecular function: hydrolase activity, acting on carbon-nitrogen (but not peptide) bonds, in linear amides. NCBI's taxonomy places the organism in Eukaryota, Metazoa, Chordata, Mammalia, Artiodactyla, Bovidae. The record is from RefSeq and is a predicted model, not a curated record. Bases 593 to 1966 code for a protein of 457 amino acids.
UCUUCCAUUGAAGACAGGUUUGGUUAAAAGAACAGAAUGCUCUGGAUGUAUUUCAAAGUAGAUGCAUUUUUCCUCCUCCUUUAAGAAACAGCACAGGAUGUUUUACUUCCUCAUUAUUCCCUCAGAGAACCUGGUUGGGAUUCUGGAGUAAAAGUUAUAAAAACGUGAGGACCCUCCUAAUACUGAAACCUCCUCCAAACCCUGCCCCCCUGACCUCGUGUUUAUCUUGCAAGGCUGUCCAGUAAUUUGGCAAACACAGCUGGAGUGAUUGUACCAGGACUGCCUGCCUCAGUGGACUUCUACUCCAGAGCUUCCUUUAUAAAUUUGUAUGGAAUGAUUACAAUCUCCUUGUGAGAAAAAAAUGGAUAAAUGGAAACCUCUAUUAAAUAGAGUUGGGAGACCAGAGGGGAAGUUCUUAUGCUCCGUAACAACAGCAGAGCCAUAGAGGAAGAAGACCACUCUCUCCUUUCCUGGCAAGGACUGUUUGUGAGCCAGCUCCCUGGAUACCUUUAUUGCAGCUGUUUAUGAGCAUGCAGUCAUAUUGCCUAAUGCCACCCUCGUGCCAGUGUCUCCUGAAGAGGCCUUGGCAGUAAUGAACCGGAAUUUGGAUCUUCUGGAGGGAGCAGUGACAUCAGCAUCAAAGCAGGGUGCACAUAUCAUUGUGACCCCAGAAGAUGGCAUUUAUGGUUUUAACUUCACCAGGGAAUCUAUCUUCCCAUACUUGGAGGAUAUCCCAGACCCUCAAGUGAACUGGAUCCCUUGUAAUAAUCCUGACAGAUUUGGUCGCACCCCAGUGCAACAAAGACUCAGCUGUCUGGCCAAGGACAACUCCAUCUACAUUGUGGCAAAUAUCGGGGACAAGAAGUCAUGCAAUGCCAGCGACCCUCAGUGUCCCCCUGACGGUCGUUACCAAUACAACACUGAUGUGGUGUUUGAUUCUAAGGGAAAACUGGUGGCACGCUACCAUAAGCAAAAUCUUUUCUUGAAUGAAGAUCAAUUCAACGCACCCAAGGAACCCGAGGUCGUGACUUUCAACACCACCUUUGGAAAGUUUGGCAUUUUCACGUGCUUUGAUAUUCUCUUCCACGAUCCUGCUGUGACUCUGGUGAGAGAUUCCCGUGUGGACACCAUACUCUUCCCAACAGCUUGGAUGAAUGUUUUGCCACAUUUGUCAGCUAUUGAAUUCCAUUCAGCUUGGGCUAUGGGCAUGAAAGUCAACUUCCUAGCAUCCAAUCUACAUUACCCCUUGAAGAAAAUGACAGGGAGUGGCAUCUAUGCACCUGAUUCUCCACGAGCAUUUCAUUAUGAUAUGAAGACAGAGGAGGGAAAACUCCUCCUCGCACAACUGGACUCCCACCCACACCCCACACCGGUGGUGAAUUGGACUUCCUAUGCCAGUGGUGUAGAAGCCCACUCAGUGGGAAACCAGGAAUUUACAGGCAUCAUCUUUUUUGAUGAAUUCACCUUCUUGGAGCUCAAAGAAAUUGGAGGAAAUUACACAGUUUGUCAGAGAGAUCUCUGCUGUCAUCUAAGUUAUAAGAUGUCUGAGAAAAGAUCAGAUGAAGUUUAUGCCCUGGGGGCAUUUGAUGGACUACAUACUGUUGAAGGGAGCUAUUAUUUACAGAUUUGUACUCUGCUGAAGUGUAAAACAACAGAUUUACACACUUGUGGUGACUCAGUUGAGACUGCUUCCACCAGGUUUGAAAUGUUCUCCCUCAGUGGCACGUUCGGAACCCAGUAUGUCUUCCCUGAGGUGUUGCUGAGUGAAAUUCAGCUUGCACCUGGAGAAUUUCAGGUAUCGAGUGAUGGACGCUUGUUCAGCCUGAAGCCAACAUCUGGACCUGUUUUGACAGUGACUCUCUUUGGAAGGUUAUAUGAGAAGGAUAGUGCUCCAAAUGCUUUAUCAGACCUCACGACACAAGCGCUAAGGCUCAAUCCAAAGACAGACGCAUGGAAAAGUAAAUAAGGUCUAACGUGAAACAAUGCUGAAUGGGAAGGCAGAAAGAAAAAAACAGCGGAGGAAAACCAUGAGGAUUCUUCAUAAUUUAAUAAAAAUAUGGCACUUUCAUUAAAAACUAAAAA